ACAGUGGCAUGGAAGGAAGGGCGCAUCUACGCAGAGGUUUAAAAUAUGGAACCCGUGGAUUAUCACAGAAAGGCAUCGGGGAUCCACCUUCUGGUUUUGCGUCGAGAUCAGCCCGUCGUCCUUGCCCUCGCCAACCUCCUCGAAAAAGGUCUUCACCAAUUCAUACCACCACCCUCAACUCGGAGGCGUACCAAUCUUCAAAUCCGUACCGGGCUAUAAGGGGCAAGGCUGCAUUCGGAAAUACCAUCGAUGUCCAUACCCAUUUGUACCUGCCUGGAUACAUGGAUUUGCUGAGACGCCGGGCAGAGGUUCCGCGGAUCAUUCCCGCCCCGCCAGGGAGCGCAUCGGACGCGCCCGAGCGCCUUCUGAUAUUGCCAGGAGAGGAUGCCGACGAAAGUACAUCAUCUGGUCGUCCAAUUGGUAGAGAGUACUGGAGUGUCGAGAAGAAGCUGUCUUUCAUGGAUGUACACGGCAUACAAACUAGUGUCCUCUCCCCCGCCAAUCCCUGGCUGGACUUCCUGCCC
This is a messenger RNA of Nannochloropsis gaditana CCMP526, 524 nucleotides long. RefSeq names its product uracil-5-carboxylate decarboxylase. The record is from RefSeq and is a predicted model, not a curated record. The transcript has 2 exons. The annotation marks the transcript as partial.